AUGAAACGAUUCGGCAAUUUAACCAAAGGCCUCCAGGCCCUCAAUCCGUCGUUCAGGCUAGGGCCAAGACGUAUCAGCCCUUCAGCACGCAAUCAGUUUCAGCGCAACUUCUUUACUCAAUCGAAAAAGACCACCACUGGCUCAAGUCUACCUGUCACAAUUGUUGCCGGAACCUUGUUUAUAUGGUGGCUCUACCCAUCCGAUGACUUUGCAAAGCUUUCACCCCCGCGUCAGAAGAGGAGAAGAAAGUACUAUGAUGAUGCCACCGAUGUUGAAGAAGAUGAAGACGACGAAUAUUACGAUGAAGACCAGCCGGAGACAGCGUGGGACAGCUUCGCAAAGCGCAUCGAAAAUGUCACGCUCAUCACUGAGACCGAAUGGGCCGCCUUUUCCGAAAGAGUGGCAGAUAUGAUACUGCCGGAUUGGUCAAAGCUCGUCCCAGGAUAUUUGCGAAAGCUUCAAAGAGAAUUGUCAAUGGCACCAGGUUCCCUGGCAGAUGAGAUCUGGGAAGAGGCCCACGACCCAGCAAUCAAUCCAGAAAUUUCUUACACUGCUCACGUUCGCGUAUCGUCGCAAUUAUGUGAUGAUGAGAAGGAGUUUCUUGCAAGGCGAAAGCGUGUCAUACGAGUUGCCUUAGCCAAGUAUCUUGGGCUCGACGAAAGUGAUAUUCACCCCAACGACGUGCCUACCAUUGCCAUGUGCGGAUCAGGAGGUGGACUACGUGCGCUUGUGGCUGGCACAGGAUCGCUGAUAGCGAGUGAUGAAGACGGUCUAUUUGACUGUGUGACUUAUACAGCCGGUGUCAGCGGAUCAUGUUGGCUACAAACGUUGCUGAACUCGUCUAUAUCCGGCGGCAACCUCAAGAUGCUUCUGGAGCAUCUGAAAAACAGGACAUCGAUUCACAUCGCCUACCCACCCGUUGCCUUCCAGUCCCUGGUGUCAUUACCCACCAGCAAGCCUCUGCUCAGUGGCCUCGUGGAGAAACUCCGGGGUGACCCCAAGGCUGACUUUGGUCUUGUCGAUGUUUACGGGCUACUCCUCGGGGCUCGAUUCUUGGUGCCAAAAGGCGAACUGGGCGUCAAUGAAAGAGAUUUCAAGCUGUCUAACCAGCGGGAAGUCAUUAAACACGGAGACCGCCCACUGCCCAUCUAUACAGUAGUCCGACAUGAGAUUCCUCAGGCCGAUCAGACGAGGUCUGAGCCCACAGAAAGGGAAAAGAAGCUAGCCAGGGAGGAACCAUGGUUCCAAUGGUACGAGAUCACGCCUUAUGAAUUCUUUUGCGAAGAAUUUGGGGCUGGCAUACCUACUUGGGCCAUGGGACGCAAGUUCAACGACGGCAAAGAUGUGCCGCCUGAAACUGGUUUUCAUCUUCCUGAGAUCCGAGUUCCUCUGCUGAUGGGCAUCUUUGGAAGUGCCUUUUGCGCAACGCUCAGUCACUACUACAAAGAAAUCAAACCUCUGGUUCUCAGCAUAUCCGGACUAAGUGGCGUUGACCAGUUUGUGUCCGGCCGCGAUGACGAUUUGAGCAAAGUACACCCAAUUGACCCUGCAACCAUCCCCAACUUUGCCUACAAAAUGAACGGCAAACUACCAGGCACAACCCCCCAAAACAUAUAUGAGCAGGAACACAUCCAGCUAAUGGACGCCGGCAUGUCCAAUAACCUGCCCAUCUAUCCCCUCCUCCGACCCGGUCGAGACGUGGACAUCCUCAUCGCAUUUGACGCCUCUGCAGACAUCAAAACCGACAACUGGCUCUCCGUAGCCGACGGCUACGCUCGUCAGCGCGGCAUCAAAGGCUGGCCACUGGGAAUCGGUUGGCCCAAAGCUGACGAGUCCGUUCAAGAAGCCACCAAGGAGCUCGCCGACGCAGAGGCAUCCUCAUCCCAAGAAGCUGCACAGCGACUCCAACAAGCCAAGCAGGAACAAGAGUCGCGCCGCAGGCUCGCCGGCCCCGCAGCCAAAGACCCCCAAGAAGACGACAAAGAAGCCAAAUACAGCCCUGGGCACGAAGAAGCCGGCGACUUGGGCUACUGCACCGUCUGGGUCGGCACCACGCAAGAGCGUGCCCCAAAUCCUCCUCCACCAGCUACGGCAAUCAACGACACCAACAAGUGGCAACUUUCGCAGCCAGACGCCGGUCUGGCAGUCGUGUAUCUCCCCUUCCUUGCAAACGAAAAGGGACCGGACAUCUCGCCUGGGACAACUGAUUUUCUGAGCACAUGGAACUUUGUAUACACACCCGAGCAGAUUGACAGUGUGGUGAACCUCGCAAGAGCAAAUUACGAUGAAGGCAGGGACCAGAUCCGGUCGACGGUGCGGGCCGUCUACGAGCGAAAGAAGCAGCAACGCGAGCAGGCUGAACGGAAACGUGUCCAAGGACUAGAGAUUCUGAGUAGUUGA
This is a messenger RNA of Pochonia chlamydosporia 170, 2400 nucleotides long. RefSeq names its product phospholipase A2 (PlaA). Gene Ontology annotation, biological process: glycerophospholipid catabolic process. NCBI's taxonomy places the organism in Eukaryota, Fungi, Ascomycota, Sordariomycetes, Hypocreales, Clavicipitaceae. The transcript has a single exon. Bases 1 to 2400 code for a protein of 799 amino acids. Gene Ontology annotation, molecular function: A2-type glycerophospholipase activity. The record is from RefSeq and is a predicted model, not a curated record. Gene Ontology annotation, cellular component: cytosol.